Messenger RNA from Darwinula stevensoni, 1566 nucleotides. Lineage: Eukaryota; Metazoa; Arthropoda; Ostracoda; Podocopida; Darwinulidae. The record is from the annotation of a GenBank genome assembly.
CGACUAUGUAAAAAGUGAAAAGCGUUUGUACCCUUCGUUUCCUGAUGUUUUCGGUUUUGUGUCUCGGUGUAGUCGACUUAGCAAGUGAUGUAGUGCUUCAUUUCCAGACGGAAAAGAAUGGAGAUUUCCGACUAAAGAACGAGAGAAGGACUGACAUGAAACAUUAUGUGGCCUCUUCAUGUUUCCUCAGCGAAAGAAAAGCAGAAAUUCAGAAGAUUGAGCAUCGAUGCCCUUCCCCAGACAUCGCAGUCGCCCCCAGAGACAAGACGGAUUGUUUUCUUGCGUCUCUUGCGUGAAUAUAGAGGAGCUAGAUCAUGGUAUCUCUAUUGCCCAACGCGUACAAUAGCCGUUUCCUGUAUAGAGGCCUACCAUAGGCCUAACUGGACAUCGUCUGCCUGGUUCGUAUUCGACACCUUUGAGGAUCUUCGUAGAAUUCCAUGUAUGCGACCCUGACUUUUGAGGCAUUCUAAGCCAAUUCAUUUUUCCAAUAAGAUGGAUGGGCCCUUCUGGAUGCAACCAGUGAGUGACCUGCUUUGCCUUCAAGGACAACAGUUCAUUACACCUAAUGCAGUAGGACUGAAGGAUCAUCAACUAUACAUGGGCACUAUCAACAGCAGAAGCAACAUUGCCUUCCCUUCUCAUUCACAAAGCUGGAACAUCAUUCCCCCCAUGUCAGCAGCAUGGAACCUUGUUGGUGACUUUACUGGAAUUAUGAGCCAUCAGCUAAGGGGGACUAGCAGUGCAGUUGAAGCAAAUUUGUUGAGUCUACCUGUGAUCCAAUCUUUGAUGUCUCAGAUGCAAGAACCAUCUCCCAUGACUACAUUUUCUUAUCCUGAGAAUUCUGCAGCAUUGAGAUUUGAAUCCAAGUCCUCCAGUAUGCUAAAUCCUGAAGCUCCCCCAUUCUUCCCUCAACAGUUCAGGACAAGGGAGAGAGCUGAAGAUUCUAGCAUCAGUGAAAGAAGUAAAGAACACAAAGAGACCCCAUUUACAGGAAGAGAAUUGUGCAAGAGUUUUUCUUGGGGGCCUCCAUCAACCCUUGAUGAUAAAUCUGCUGUUUUCAUCACAUCCACCCAUAUUCCACAGAGCAUUCCCCAUGGAAUCCCAAUACCUCCUAAAGUUUCCACUGCAAGUUCUGCUUCUUCUGGGAAGAACAAUUUUUGGUCAAGAACUAUAAGCUCCUCCUCAGAACUAAGUGCCUCAAGUGUUUCUAGUAAUCUAAGUGAUGAGUCAUGGGCCAGCAACAUGUCUCCACCAUCUUCAAGUUUCAAGAUGUGCACAAAUCCUGCCAUUUCAUUCAUCCUGGGAUGUCAUCAUAGUGGAGAUACUAGUAUUGACUCUGAUAGUGAAGAUGAUACUGAGUCCAGAGGACAGGAUGAUGAGGAUGAGGGAUCUACUUCAGCUGAUCUGCUACUUGAACUGGGACACACAUUUGAAGAUGAACCAAAGCCAGAAGGUGCAGAUGUUGAAGUUGUCUUUGCAGAUGCCAAAUCCUGCUCUGCUUCAAGUCAAGAUCCCUCCAGAAGGAAGGUGAAGUUGAAAAUUGAUAUGUUCAAAAUAAAUGUCUAA